Molecule: messenger RNA, 1263 nt
Organism: Purpureocillium lilacinum
Lineage: Eukaryota; Fungi; Ascomycota; Sordariomycetes; Hypocreales; Ophiocordycipitaceae
Source: RefSeq, a predicted model, not a curated record
AUGGAUACCCUCAAAGAAACUCCCCGCUACGUUGCCUACCGGAUCAAACAGUUGGUACGCCUUCGCCGUCUCACACGCCGUGCGGCUCAGCUCCAGGAGAAGACGGGUCUUGGACCCGACGGCUCCCGGGAAUCGAUUCCUGACUCACUUCGCCAACACGCCCUUCGACAUCGGAGCCGGCUCUCGUCGCCCUCGACGGGUGCCUCAGCUGAGCCAUCCCAGGGCCGAGCCCCUCGUGAGUCCGCGGAUCAGAAGACGGCGGCCUCCGCAAGCGCCGGGCCGGUCAAGGACGACGAGGAGAAUGCCCAGCACGAGCAUCAUGAGGAGAGUGCUGCCGAAGAGGAGAACCCCGCGACGGUCGACGAGAACAAUGGUGGCAAUCAUGCACACCAUGACAGGAAAGGCAAAAGACCGGCCGGACCCAGACCUGAUCCCACGGCCGAGCCCGCGGCCGCCCCCCCUCCGGAGGUUCCUGUACGGCCUACAAUCACGGAGACCCGCCAAGACAGCGCUGCAGACAAGGGAGCUCCCGGUCCUGCCCCGAAGGAAGUUGAACGCACUCGCACGCCGAAGGUUACUGGCAACACCGAGCCUUCCCCCCUUGUGCGGAAGAUCCCGCUCUUUGCAACGAGUGAUCUGGCAGACCAUAUCAGCUGCUGGAUCUGCGGCGAGAUUUACGGCCAGAACUACAAGAGAGGUGCGGAAUGGCCGAAGGAGGUUCAUGCGUACCUGCACUGCAGGCAUGUCUUUGGCCACGAGUGUCUCUUCCGAUGGAUCGCAGACUCGCAUGCGCCCCCAAAUUGUCCCAAGUGUGGCGUGCCGCUGAGACACGCCUGCGAGCACUUGACUGUUCCGGCACAUAGGCCUCCGCGCAGCCUCUCAGAGCGCCCGUUCACGGAAUCCGACGCCGCCAUUGUGCCCUGGGAUUACGAGUGGUGCGGGACCGAUGAGGGUCGUAGACUGCGAGCUGCUGUCGACAGGACCAGCUGGUACACGGACAGGGCGGACAGCAAGAAGAGGGACGAGGACCGCGGUGUGGCCAAGUUUCGUCAAAGCGUCAUCUGCAAGUACCGGAGGUUCUUCCUGAACCGGGCGGUAAACAAGUUCAACAACAGGCAGUCGAAGUGGUGGGCCCGAAAAUGGGUGGACUUUGCAGGUGGAAGCGCCGAGUUCAAGGAGGCGAACGACCAGGUCAAGUCAGGGCGGCGGCUUGUUAAGGUGAACAAGGCUGCGCAAGCGUCCGCGAUGAGGCGCCCGUCAUGA